UCGAGACCUUCUCUCUCUCUCUCUCUCUCUCUCUCUCUCUCUCCUCUCGCCAAAGCCCUAACCCUAAUCUUCGAUCUAUUCGAUCCCCUCUUCGCUCCCCUGUUAACCCCCUCUCUCUCUCUCUCUUUCUCUCUUUCUCUCUCUCUCUCUCUCUCUCUUCUCACUUCAGCUCCUCCUCCCCCCGAUUGUUAUUGGAGGAGGCACGCAACGAGCGGGGGGAUGGAGAACCACAAGAAGACGCCGGUCCGGGUACGCUUCCGCGUAACAGCCAAGAAGCGAGGCUGCGACGCCGCCGCUUCCUGCUCCGGGAAGCGUGGGAGGCAACGGGACUGUGUCAACUCCGUGCGGAAGCUCCAGCGCCGCGAGAUCGGUGCCCUUCCCCGCAUGGCCCGCGGUGCCGCCUCCGACGCUGCCGAGAAGUUCCGUAACAUCCAGCUACAGGAAGAGUUUGACACCUAUGAUCACAAUGUUCACUGGUUUGUGAAGUUACAGUUUCUAAAAAAGAGAUCAAAAAUCAUUGAGAUUGUUUCAGCAAAGGAUAUUAUAUUUGCUCUUGCACAAUCUGGACUAUGUGCAGCUUUUAGUCGGACAACUAACAAACGGAUAUGCUUUUUGAAUAUAAGUCCUGAUGAAGUGAUUAGAAGCCUCUUCUAUAAUAAGAAUAAUGAUUCACUUAUCACAGUCUCAGUUUAUGCAUCUGAUCAUUUCAGUUCCUUGAAGUGCAGGACAACUCCAAUAGAGUACAUCAAAAGGAGCCAAUUAGAUGCUGGGUUCCCUCUUUUUGAAAGUGAAUCUCUUAAGUGGCCUGGUUUUGUUGAAUUUGAUGAUGUCAAUGGAAAGGUUCUAACAUACUCAGCCCAGGAUGGCAUCUACAAGGUCUUUGAUCUCAAGAAUUACAACUUUUUAUAUGCAAUAUCUGAUAAGAACGUGCAGGAGAUUAAAAUCAGCCCAGGAAUAAUGCUGUUAAUAUUCAAUAGAACUCCAAGUUAUGUUCCAUUAAAGAUACUCUCAAUCGAGGAUGGAAGUGUGUUGAAAUCGUUUAAUCACUUGUUACACCGAAACAAAAAGGUUGACUUUAUUGAGCAAUUCAAUGAAAAGCUCCUAGUCAAGCAAGAAAAUGAGAACCUUCAGAUUCUUGAUCAGGUGAGGGAUUCAGAGUUGACUGAGGUUAGCAGGACAGAGUUUAUGACACCAUCAGCAUUCAUCUUUCUAUACGAGAACCAUCUUUUCCUGACAUUUCGAAACAGGACAGUUGCUGUGUGGAACUUCCGUGGGGAGUUAGUCACCUCCUUCGAGGACCAUUUACUGUGGCACCCUGAUUGUAAUACCAAUAACAUUUACAUCACCAGUGACCAAGAUCUGAUAAUUUCCUACUGCAAAGCUGAAGAAGGAUGUGGCGAUGAAGGUGAAGUUUCUGCAGUUGGCUCGAUCAAUAUGAGCAACAUUCUGACGGGGAAGUGCAUAGCUAAGAUAUCAGCAAGUGAUCCUGCACUUCAGAUCAGUCCUCGCCGACGAUGUGAGACAGGUCGAUCAUCUAUCAGAAGCACUGUUAGAGAAGCACUUGAGGAUGUGACAGCUUUAUUCUAUGAUGAGGAAAGGAAUGAAAUUUACACUGGCAACAAGCAAGGUUUGAUACAUGUAUGGUCCAAUUAGCUAUGUGGCUGUGAAUUAAUUUCUAGGAUGAGCGUAUCUGUAAUAUAGGGAGCACCUCGUGCGUCUCGAAAUCAAUUCUUGCCACGCCACACUAGCUUCUCUCAUCCUUCCUUACAUGAUAUGUAUGUUUUGACAUAAAUGUAUUUGUUUGCAAUUUUAGUAGUCUA
This is a messenger RNA of Musa acuminata AAA Group (dessert banana), 1820 nucleotides long. RefSeq lists its product as uncharacterized. The transcript has 8 exons. Gene Ontology annotation, molecular function: protein binding. NCBI's taxonomy places the organism in Eukaryota, Viridiplantae, Streptophyta, Magnoliopsida, Zingiberales, Musaceae. The coding region runs from base 220 to 1653 and encodes 477 amino acids. The record is from RefSeq and is a predicted model, not a curated record.